UGCCCGGCUCCGUGCCGUCAACGCUUAUCGAUCGUCCAACCUUGGUGUCUCCUCUCAUCGCAACUCCAGCCUCACCCUCAACCACGCACUCAUGUCUUCAAAAGCAUAUGUCCUCCCCGUCAACCCCGAAGCACCCACGAGCUCUGUUGCGGACGUCGAUGCGGGCAAGCUCUGGGCGCAGAUUCCGCUGAAGAAGACACCCAAGGCUGGCACGACGCAUACAUUCUACCCCCAGGCAGGCGUCACAUCCCUCGUCUCGCUAGGCGAGAAGUUUGCGAACAAGAAGGGAGACGACAAGAGGGAGGUUGUGAGACGAGCAGUCGGGGGUGGUGUGAAGGACCUCAAGAGGCUCGGGAACGCUGUGUCGGAGGUCGUCGUCGACGCUUCUGAGGACCCGCAUGCCGCCGCCGUGGCUGCGCACCUUGCGGGCUACGACUUUACCCUCAAGACCAAACCCGAAAACUCGCCCUUCGACCCUCGCGAGUACUCUGGCAGCGGUUCAGCGAAGCAGGAGGGCCUCAAGUACAAGUUCUCGCCUCUCAAAGCUGACGACCUCUGGACGCGCGGCGAGGUCUAUGCGCGUGCGCAGAACACUGCUCGGACCCUCAUGGAGAUGCCCGCAAACUUGAUGACGCCUACGAUCUUCGCCAACAGAGCGACGGACCUUCUUGAUGCCCUCCCCAACACCGAGGUCAUCGUCCGUGAUGCAGGGUGGGCGAAACGAAAGGGCAUGAACACCUUCCUUUCCGUGGCCAAGGGCACAAACGAGCCUCCCCAGCUCGUCGAGAUCCACUACCGCGGUGCGCAAGACAACAAUGCCCAGCCCAUCGCCUUCGUUGGCAAGGGCAUCACGUUUGAUUCGGGAGGAAUCAGCAUAAAGCCCGCCUCGGGCAUGAAGCUCAUGCGGGGAGACAUGGGUGGAGCCGCCUCCCUUAUUGGAACUAUGAGGGCUAUUGCUGAGCUUAAGCUCCCUGUCAACGUCGUCGCUAUCUGCAUGCUAACCGAGAACAUGCCUGGACCAUCGGCGAACAAGCCCGGCGACGUCGUAUAUGCAAUGAACGGCCAGACCGUCGAGAUUGACAACACGGACGCUGAGGGCCGUCUCGUCUUGGCUGAUGGGCUGUGGUACGCAUCGACAGAGUUCAAAGCUCACACUGUCAUCGACGUUGCUACGCUCACUGGGGCAAUGGACACCGCGCUCGGCGAGCUCUACACCGGUGUAUUCUCGACAUCAGAUGAGCUCUGGAAGCAGCUCUACGAGGCCGGCGAGACCGAGUACGACCGGUUCUGGCGCAUGCCGCUCGACGAGGAAUACGGUCCGCAGAUUCACAGCUCCAACGCGGACUUAUGCAACUACGGUGGCAAACCCGCAGGCGCAUGCACGGCCGCGCUCUUCCUCAAGAGCCACGUCAAGGGCAUCGAGGGCGACGAGCCGAGCGUGAGGUGGGCGCACAUCGACAUUGCGGGCACGAUGGAGUUCACGCGGACGCACCCGUACCAGGAGAAGGGUAUGACAGGGCGGCCGGUGCGCGCCCUUGUUGAGUGGGUGAGGAGGUUGAGUGAGGCCAAGUGAGCUACGGCAGGUCAACUAGGUUUGCGUGAUAGCGUACACCUGUGUACUGUACACUAUUGCUUGUGCCCUGCGGUAGUUACAAUGCG
Coniophora puteana RWD-64-598 SS2 is the source of this 1659-nucleotide messenger RNA. Its product is annotated as leucine aminopeptidase. Gene Ontology annotation, cellular component: cytoplasm. NCBI's taxonomy places the organism in Eukaryota, Fungi, Basidiomycota, Agaricomycetes, Boletales, Coniophoraceae. The coding region runs from base 92 to 1573 and encodes 493 amino acids. Gene Ontology annotation, biological process: proteolysis. Gene Ontology annotation, molecular function: metalloaminopeptidase activity; manganese ion binding. The record is from RefSeq and is a predicted model, not a curated record. The transcript is spliced from 12 exons.